Messenger RNA from Bombina bombina (fire-bellied toad), 2374 nucleotides. It is a transcript of the gene VSIG10L2, whose product is annotated as V-set and immunoglobulin domain containing 10 like 2. The record is from RefSeq and is a predicted model, not a curated record. The transcript is spliced from 10 exons. Lineage: Eukaryota; Metazoa; Chordata; Amphibia; Anura; Bombinatoridae. Gene Ontology annotation, cellular component: cell-cell junction. Gene Ontology annotation, biological process: cell-cell adhesion. Bases 119 to 2374 code for a protein of 751 amino acids. Gene Ontology annotation, molecular function: cell adhesion molecule binding.
GCAGGAGCUAUGGAGGGGGAUUAAACUGACAACCUUAAUAUAUAAAAAAAACAACAGAAUAGGAACUAUCCAAGUGAAGCCGGCUUUGGGAAUCUUAUUUUUUCAUAGACAUGGGGACAUGGAUUAUGGAUUGACAAGGAAACCACAUUUUAAACUGCUGUUGGCAACGCUUUAUAUUUUGCCAACCUUGAUUUACGGACAGAAUUGGGAUCUGCAGGGCAACAUAGUGAUUGAAAAGGGAGUCGUAACUCGUUCUGUGACUCUUUCCUGCGCUUUGGUUGACCCUCCUUACAUUUUUAUCUGGAAUUUUAUCAAAUUUGGGACAGACAAACCUAUACCAAUUGCUCAAAAUUACGGAGUGCGGGACAAUGCAGCAAUAUUGGGAGAUGUUACCCUGUCAGGUAGUGACCUUAUGAUCAAUAAUCUGCAGCUGGCAGCCGAAGGACGCUAUAUGUGCCAAGUUAUUAACAAGAAUGACGAGAAAGGAGAAUUCACAACCGUCUACAUCGACUUAACAAUUUUAGUUCCGGUUCUGAAGCCGAAUCUACAAAUUAACGACUCAGUCCCAGUGGAAGGGUCACCAGUAUUGCUGACCUGUACAGUUAGAGAUGGCACAGGUCCUAUUGAAUAUGUCUGGAACAGACACACAGUUAAAGAGGGUACAUUCCCUGUCACAGAGGCUACUGGAAACCUGGCUAUCCUGACAGCAGUUAACCGAUCACACAUUGGCUGGUACACCUGCACUGUCAUAAAUGAGGUCAAUGAAGAGACUAGUGACAGAGUUUACUUGGAUGUCAUAUAUGGUCCGGAUGAACCGAGCAUCAACAUCCAGCCAUAUGCCAUAAGCCAAAAUGGUUAUGCUGCCAAUGAGCAGGAAGAAGUUACGCUCAGCUGCUCAGCGCCCUCCAACCCACCUUGCCAUUACAUCUGGUUUUAUAACAGCUCUCAGGUCUACUCAGGUCACAUGUAUAUUAUUCCUCGGAUCUCCAGGAAACACAGUGGCAUGUACACAUGUCUGGCACAGAAUACCCAGCUCAACACUCGAACCCAACUGACGAUCAGUCUCACUGUCUUUUAUCUACCAGAAGGAUCACCCUCCUGCACAGCUUUAGCACAUAAUAAUUACCAGGAAGUAGCUCUCUGGUGUUCAUGGGAUGGGGGACUUCCACUGGCGCAGCUUCGAUGGUUGAAAUCAAAUAAUGAUGAAAAUGAAAUUGUUACAAAUUCCAAUGCAACCAAGAUUUUAAAAGGAGUUGAUAUUCUGAAUGGGAGCACUUAUACAUGUGCUAUCUCUCAUCCAGGCCUCCAGCAAGAUGUGAUCUGCAGAACCACAGUAUCAGUUCCUUCAGGUGGUCCCAACUGCUCUACAGUAGCUACAAAGCAAAAUGAGUUUAUCAUGCUGACUUGUGAGUGGCAAGGAGGUGUUCCAAAGGUCAUGCUUGAGUGGAACAAUAAACAGAUUGGAGACUCAAAGGAAUCUUCCAACAUAUAUGUUUUCAAGUCCAAUACUACAUAUAAUGGCAAGCUGUUUACCUGUACAGCCCUUCAUCCUAUGAAUACAGAACCAAAGGAAUGCCAUGUCCAGCUUGAGGCUCCAAGCUUGGAUACAUAUGAAAAAGAUGUUUCCAUACUUGAAGGAAAUGAUGCUCAAUUGACCUGCUACCUGAAAGACGCAAACCCAAAAUCAGAAAUGAUUUGGUACGACAAAAAGAGCAAGGAGAUAAUUCCAGAUUCACAAAAAUAUGGCAUAUUUAAAGAAAAUCAAUGGUCCAAUUUAACUAUCCGAGAAGGAGAGUGGGAUGUCGACUCUGGAAAGUAUACAUGCAUGGCUCUUAAUGCAGUGGGGAACUCUUCUCUAUUAGUUCAACUUCAAGUACAAAAAUAUCCAACGCCUCCCAAUGUGACCAUCAGUAAACUUAUAUACAGCAGACAGAGGACAGAAGUAGAUUUGGAAUGGAUGACCCAGGGAACAGGUGAUUUGACUGGCUUUAUGGUACAGAGGCAGGCCAGCAUUCGCUCAUUCUCCGGACCUAGAAGGUCAGUGCAGACUCCUGCGUGGGACACUGUGGCUAGCAGCAUAGAACCAGAUGUCCGAGGACACAAGCUUGGAGGAUUAGAUCCUUCUAUUGUAUAUGCCUUCAGGAUACUAGCUGUCAAUCACAGAACUACAGGAUUCCCUUCCGAAGUGAAAACACCAGCUGAUCCUCCAUUUAAUGCCUAUCCUGCGGUCAUCGGGGCUGCUGUAGCUGGCAUGAUAGUGGCAGCUGUUGCCAGCCUUCUGGUGUUUCAGUAUAUUGUCAGGAACCGUGAAAACAACCCACCAUAUUUCAAAUUUGAUGCUAGCCUUGAGCUUCUGUUUGAAUUCAUUACUUGA